Messenger RNA from Phascolarctos cinereus (koala), 3805 nucleotides. It is a transcript of the gene KIFAP3, whose product is annotated as kinesin associated protein 3. Gene Ontology annotation, cellular component: ciliary transition zone; axoneme; kinesin II complex. Gene Ontology annotation, biological process: microtubule-based movement; cilium organization. Gene Ontology annotation, molecular function: kinesin binding. The record is from RefSeq and is a predicted model, not a curated record. NCBI's taxonomy places the organism in Eukaryota, Metazoa, Chordata, Mammalia, Diprotodontia, Phascolarctidae.
UUCCAGCUGUAAACAGGGGAGUGGGGGGAGGAGGUCAUCAGGGAGGAGAUUUCUUUGAAAUGCCUUUUCAACUGAAGACUCCUUUGCAGUAAGAUGUGCAGUAUGAGCUCAGGUUAACUUGAAAGGUGGGAAGAUGACUGCAUUAAUAGGCAGUGGAAGUGGGCUCUUUGGGCCCCAGUGGCCCUUUGAUGACAUCCCAAAGGCCGUAACCAGAAAGGUCAAAGGAGGAAAUAUUGAUGUGCAUCCCUCAGAAAAAGCACUUAUUGUUCAAUAUGAAGUGGAAGCUACCAUUCUUGGAGAAAUGGGGGAUCCCAUGCUGGGAGAACGGAAGGAAUGUCAAAAAAUAAUUCGUCUGAAAAGUCUCAAUGCUAACACAGAUAUCACUUCCUUAGCUCGAAAAGUGGUUGAAGAAUGUAAACUCAUUCAUCCCUCAAAACUAAGUGAGGUGGAACAGCUGUUAUACUACUUACAGAACCGGCGUGAUGCCUUGUCAGGGAAAGAAAAAAAAGAAAAAUCUAGCAAGCCUAAAGAUCCACCUCCUUUUGAAGGAAUGGAGAUUGAUGAAGUGGCUAAUAUUAAUGAUAUGGAUGAGUACAUUGAAUUGUUGUAUGAAGAUAUUCCUGAUAAGGUGCGUGGCUCUGCCUUGAUUCUGCAGCUUGCUCGAAAUCCUGAUAACUUGGAAGAACUACUGCUCAAUGAAACUGCCCUUGGUGCAUUAGCCAGAGUAUUGAGAGAAGACUGGAAGCAAAGUGUAGAACUGGCUACUAACAUAAUAUAUAUCUUCUUCUGCUUUUCCAGUUUUUCUCAAUUUCAUGGGCUAAUCACUCAUUAUAAAAUUGGAGCUCUGUGUAUGAAUAUAAUUGAUCAUGAGCUGAAGAGACAUGAACUCUGGCAAGAGGAACUUUCUAAGAAGAAGAAAGCUGUUGAAGAAGACCCUGAAAACCAAACUAUGAAAAAAGAUUAUGAAAAAACCUAUAAGAAGUACCAAGGUUUGGUGGUAAAACAGGAGCAGCUCUUACGAGUUGCUCUUUAUUUGCUUUUGAACCUUGCUGAGGAUACUCGGACUGAGCUGAAAAUGAGGAACAAGAACAUAGUUCAUAUGCUAGUGAAGGCACUUGAUCGAGAUAAUUUUGAACUCCUAAUUCUGGUGGUGUCUUUCCUAAAGAAGCUUAGCAUUUUUAUGGAAAAUAAAAAUGACAUGGUGGAAAUGGACAUAGUCGAAAAAUUGGUGAAAAUGGUACCUUGUGAACAUGAAGAUCUCUUAAAUAUCACCCUAAGACUUUUGUUAAAUCUGUCCUUUGAUACAGGACUGAGAAACAAGAUGGUACAAGUUGGACUACUUCCCAAACUUACUGCACUUUUAGGAAAUGAAAAUUACAAGCAAAUAGCAAUGUGUGUCCUCUACCACAUAAGCAUGGAUGACCGAUUCAAAUCAAUGUUUGCAUAUACUGAUUGUAUACCACAGCUAAUGAAGAUGCUCUUUGAGUGCUCUGAUGAACGAAUUGACCUAGAGCUUAUCUCCUUCUGCAUCAACCUUGCUGCCAACAAGAGGAAUGUACAGCUAAUUUGUGAAGGAAAUGGACUGAAGAUGCUUAUGAAGAGGGCUCUAAAAUUCAAGGAUCCACUGUUGAUGAAGAUGAUUAGGAACAUUUCUCAGCAUGAUGGACCAACUAAAAAUUUGUUUAUUGAUUAUGUUGGGGAUCUUGCAGCUCAGAUCUCUAAUGAUGAAGAAGAGGAAUUUGUGAUAGAAUGUUUGGGGACCCUAGCAAAUCUUACCAUCCCUGACUUGGAUUGGGAGCUGGUUCUCAAAGAGUACAAGUUGGCUCCAUAUCUCAAGGAUAAACUUAAACCAGGUGCUGCCGAAGAUGAUCUUGUUUUAGAAGUGGUUAUAAUGAUUGGAACUGUGUCUAUGGAUGAUUCUUGUGCUGCACUGCUAGCCAAAUCAGGGAUCAUUCCAGCACUUAUUGAAUUGCUGAAUGCUCAACAAGAAGAUGAUGAGUUUGUGUGUCAGAUAAUCUAUGUCUUCUACCAGAUGGUUUUCCACCAAGCUACUAGAGAUGUCAUCAUCAAGGAAACACAGGCUCCAGCUUAUCUUAUAGACCUAAUGCAUGACAAAAAUAAUGAGAUCCGCAAAGUCUGUGAUAAUACAUUAGAUAUCAUAGCGGAAUACGAUGAAGAGUGGGCUAAGAAAAUUCAGAGUGAGAAGUUCCGCUGGCAUAACUCUCAGUGGCUUGAAAUGGUAGAGAGUCGUCAGAUGGAUGAGAGUGAACAGUACUUAUAUGGAGAUGAUCGAAUUGAACCAUAUAUCCAUGAAGCAGAUAUCCUUGAAAGACCUGACCUGUUCUACAGUUCAGAUGGAUUGAUUGCUCCUGAAGGUGCCAUGAGUCCGGAUUUCUUCAAUGAUUAUCACCUUCAGAAUGGAGACUUAGUGGGGCAACAUUCCUUUCCUGGAAGUCUUGGAGUUGAUGGUUUUGGUCAGCCAGUUGGCAUUCUUGGACGCCCUGCCACAGCUUACGGAUUCCGCCCGGAUGAACCUUACUACUACGGCUAUGGAUCUCGCUAAAAGUCAUCCCUGCCCCCGAUUCCUUUUUGAUGUGUCCUUCCAACUUGCUAGAAAACUGUGUUUAGCUCCUUUGGACCUUGGCCUGGUAAUGCAUGUUGAUACCACCGCAGGUCUGUGUGAUGUUUCCUUUUUUAUAUGUUGUUAGCUGAUGGUUAAACCCAAGUCUUUCUUCUUGUGUUAAUGUUGCUGGUGGUGAUAUAGUUCACACAUCAGGCUACAUUUUGAGGUUGUACAAUAUUUGCCAUGGGACUUGAAAGUGAAUGUUAAAAAGCUACUGGACUGGAAAGUAAACACUACAUUAUGUAUAUUAAGCAAUUAAUUUAAUUUCUAUUAAAAACAAGAAGCUUACAGUGCUGAUAAACAAGCCAAAGUCACGUGGUGUUUGUAUUUAAUGCAUUUCAUUUGUAAUUACACACUUGUGUAAUUUAUGUAUGAUUUUUUUCUUUCCUUUUCUUCCCUGGUUAUAUCUCAAGCAUAACUUUCAGAUUCAUAAAAAGAAGUGGUCACCUUUCAUACCAUUCAUGGUCACAGGCCACUUUCCCAAAGCUAGCUACUACACUGUCAGGAAGUAAUGAGACAAAUGUGCAGUUUUCAAGCUCUUUUCUCUUGGUUUUUGUAAAUUAGAACAUGCUGCCCUUCUCUGAGUUUAUUAAAUAUAACUAGAUGCUUUUAAGCAGACAAAGAAGUCAUUUGUAUUCACUUAUCCCAGCUUCUUUCUUGUUAAGUGGCAAUCAGUUUGUUGGAAAUGUUUCUUGAUUUCAAAUUCUCUUCAUUUCCUUUAGUUCAAAAGGCCCAGUCUAUGUAGCUUAGACUUAGUGUGCCCCCAUCCAGCCUAUUUCAUCUAGCUUAUUUAGCACUUGAUGAUAAGACCUACUGAAUUGAAGUUAGGGAAUAUCAUCUUUAAUUUAUUAUAACUUUUCUUUACUGGCUUCUCUUUCAAGCUGGGAAUCUCAAAUUUAGAUGUGGAAGUCUGUACCCUGAGUCAGGGCAGAACUGAACCAAUAGUGGACAGCAGGCACUGAAAGGUUUGCAAAGUGCUUUCUACUCAAGGUCUUACUUGAGCCUCACUACAACCCUAGAAGGUAGGCCUUACAGGUGUCAUUACCCCCAUUGUAUAGAUGAGGAAACUGAAGCUCAGAGAAGUGACUUAUCCAUAACUAAUAGGAUCAGAACCCAGAUCUCCCAUCUCCAAGUCCAGCUCCAAACAGAUCAAAUGUAAAAUAAAUAAAUAUGUAUUCAUCA